UCAUUUAUUCCAGAAUGCUGCAAACAAAAGGCUGUACAAUUGAUUGUAUUUCUUCUUCAGUGCACAAAAAGGCGUUUGAAAUCUUGUCCUUAAGCAAUGAGAUAGAAAGUACAGAACAAAUUAAAAAAAGCAUCAUAGAUGGAAAAUGCAGUAUUUCUGUAUAUCAGUACGGAUUAUGUGUUUGAUGGUAAACGUCCACCUUAUAAAGAGAAUGAUGAGCCUAAUCCCUUAAACCAGUAUGGGAAAACAAAACUUGAAGGAGAAAAGGAAGUGAUGAAUGUUAAACCAGAUAGCUGUAUUUUACGUAUACCAGUCUUAUAUGGAGAUGAAGAAUACAUUGGAGAAAGUGCUGUAUCAUCUCUCAUAAAGAAUUUAAAACAGCCAGUUCCCACAAAGCUGUCUAAUGCUGAAAUCAGGUUUCCAUCACAUACUAAUGAUAUUGCUUCCAUCAUCUUUCAGUUAAUGCAGUGCAAAUUAAAGGAUAUGUCCUUAAAUUCUGUUUUUCACUGGUGCGGAUUAGAACCUUUUACAAAGUAUGAAAUGGCAAAAAUUAUUGCUGAAGAGUUUUCCAUCUCAUUCUCCCACAUUAUACCAGAUGAGACUCCAAGUUCUGCUCCACGACCGAAAAAUGUCGAGCUUAGUUGUGAUAGACUGAAAAAAUUAGGGAUAAGCCAGCAUACAGUUUUUCGUGAUGGAAUAAGACAAAGUUUUAGGAAAUUCUUUGAAGAAACAGAACUGUAAUAUUCACUUUGUUUAUUGUUUUGUUAUGAUUAAAUUUUGUUCAAAUUAUUAUAUAAAAUAAAAUUUUUAUGACUGUU
Messenger RNA from Stegodyphus dumicola, 818 nucleotides. RefSeq names its product methionine adenosyltransferase 2 subunit beta-like. The record is from RefSeq and is a predicted model, not a curated record. NCBI's taxonomy places the organism in Eukaryota, Metazoa, Arthropoda, Arachnida, Araneae, Eresidae. Gene Ontology annotation, biological process: S-adenosylmethionine biosynthetic process. Gene Ontology annotation, molecular function: methionine adenosyltransferase regulator activity. Gene Ontology annotation, cellular component: methionine adenosyltransferase complex.